AUGGAGCUGGCUGCUCGAGACCGAAGCUUGGAGCCGUCGCUAGCCAUGGAGCUGGCUGCUCGAGGACUUGACAAUGACGCCCGAGGGUGGAUUAUGUGCGUGGUCAGUGGCAUAGCAUGCAUCUUCGGCGCCUCCAUCGUGUGCGUCGACUUCAUCGUCCGCCUGUUCCCGGGAAAGCGCAGCUUUCGCAUCCAGGAGAGCAACAUUUUCCUGGCGUGCUCGCUUUCCCUAAGCUUUGGAGUCAUGAUGUUCUCCGCACUGUACAGCAUGCUGCCCGAAUCAAAGGACUAUCUGAGGAAGGACGCCUGGGCUGAUCAACCUGCCGGCUUUGUUGUCAUGGGAUGCUUCAUUGGAGGCUUCUUUGGUAUCCAAGCCGUGUCACGCCUCCUACACAGGCACAUGCCGUCGCAUGUUGUCGAUUGCGACCACACCCACGAUCACACAACCCCACAAGACAGCUUCUCGUGUAACCACAGUCGCAGACAGUCCAGAGUCAGCCGAGCACGAAGACGGCUCUCCCGUCCCCGGUCCUCUCAUAGCCAUGCGAAGUUGGACGCCGGUCACGCCGCGGAGAACGGAGUGGCGCUCGCAGGCGAGACCACACCUCUAUUGCCGUCGUCCAUCGAAACCGACGAGAAUGGCUAUCGAAAACCACUAAAGCGACACGCAUCUACUCCAGCUGAUGAAAUGUCGCAACGCCCAACUAGCCCAUUAUUGGCCUCGAGAGGCCAUGCGACAACUACUGACUUGGAAGCGGCAGCUCGUCGGCCGUCCAUGUACGAGGUACAGAAGCGCGUCAUGUCCUUUGUCAGAGACACCAAGUGCAACUGUGAAGAGGAGGGGUCAUGCUAUGGUUACACGGAUCCAUGUGGACAAGAAUGUUUCAAACACCUCUCUACACGCUCGCAAAGCGGCCCUAAACAUGCUGCCACACUUCGAACUACCACCGGACCCUUCUAUCUGCACUCCGGCUCUGUCUUUCAUGCCGGUCAUGGUCACGAUGAUCCCGACGCAUCCAUAAGCCCUCUGUUCCGCAUAAGCAGAGCUACCUCUCGCGAACCUCUUUUCUACCCAACAGAUGAAGAAUCCCCGGACCAGGAGGAGCAUGAUUCAUCCUGCUCCUCCAUCGAAGAAGGAGAUCUCGAAACCAGCCAACAUCACCACCAUGUUCCCACAAAUGCCUUCCUUUCCAUUGGUCUUCAAACAUCCAUUGCGAUAGCUCUUCACAAGUUCCCCGAAGGCUUCAUCACAUACGCAACCAACCACGCCAAUCCCACACUCGGCUUCAACGUCUUCAUGGCCCUCUUUGUACACAACAUCUCGGAAGGAUUUGCCAUGUGCUUGCCCUUAUACAUGGCUCUCGGAUCCCGCUGGCGCGCUUUAGCAUGGUCCGCCGUCCUGGGCGGCCUGUCCCAGCCCAUGGGGGCCGGCGCAGCAGCAUUAUGGUUCAAACUGGCGCAAAGGUCGAACAUCGCCCCGAAUGCAUUGGUAUAUGCCUGCUUAUUUGCCAUUACAAGUGGAAUUAUGGCAUGGCCAUUCUGGGGUUGA
This is a messenger RNA of Metarhizium acridum CQMa 102, 1548 nucleotides long. The record is from RefSeq and is a predicted model, not a curated record. NCBI's taxonomy places the organism in Eukaryota, Fungi, Ascomycota, Sordariomycetes, Hypocreales, Clavicipitaceae.